Molecule: messenger RNA, 3975 nt
Organism: Scatophagus argus
Lineage: Eukaryota; Metazoa; Chordata; Actinopteri; Scatophagidae
Gene: lbr
Product: lamin B receptor
Exons: 14
Coding region: 1232-3199 (655 amino acids)
Biological process (GO): sterol biosynthetic process
Cellular component (GO): nuclear inner membrane
Molecular function (GO): oxidoreductase activity, acting on the CH-CH group of donors, NAD or NADP as acceptor
Source: RefSeq, a predicted model, not a curated record
UCCAUCACAUGUGUUUGUGAUUCAAAAUAGCAAAUCGCUUUACGUUUCUCUUUGUUGGGAACCUGGGGCUUAGCCGAAGCUACCUCAAGCUGGCUGUAUAACGGCGCUGCAGACUCCGACUAGUUCCUGGAAUCUUAAGUUGUCGAAGUUGUAAAUAUGUCGGAGGAAUUGUGGGGAUAUUUUAUCUGCUGUCGAUAUUCUCCAUUAACAGCAUAUAUCUUAAUUUGGAAUAUUACUUCUGGUCAGCAUCACUGUGACAUUGACUAAGUUAUAACAUUACCAUUACGAACGGGAUAUUCGCCAACAUCCAGAUUAACGACACACAACCUUGCGAUGGUCAGAAAUUAGACCGCGCCUGUUCAGUGAAAGACAGCUUUUAUUAGAUUGUAACACUGGUAUUACCUCAGUUGGUUUAUCUAUUGUCUAUACACUUUAUACUUUAAAAAUCGUUUGCAGGGAUAAAGUCGCCGUUCUAGAAUUAAUUUUUGUCGAACUUUUCCCGAUGUGCUAACGGGUUCAUUUUUUGACGGAUGCUUUUGGUUUCUUCGUCAACUGUAUUUGAAUGCAUGACGUUUUCCCUCCUUUCCUUUCUGUCGCUUACAACUGCAUCACGGCUAUCUUGAAGCUAACAAAGCUAACGUUAGACACAGUUCGUUAAAGAAAUGGCUCCUAUCCUUCAAGACUACAAACCGAUCUCGCACUUGUGUAGCAAGCAGCAAAAUAUUUUAAUUUUAUGGACCAGAGAGUAGUAACAGACAGACACAAGUGAACGACAGAGGAAAUAAAGAAGAUGCUCCGACGUAAUCGUAUUUAUGCCAAAUCACUAAUUAUAACUCAAAAAUGAUUGGGCGGGUUGGAAGGGCGCACGUUUUAUUAACCCGGUUCUUUAUAAAGCACAACUUAAGUUUACUGUGUAGUUUUUCUAAAGUGUAAUGCGUUGCAUUCAACUUAUAUCUAACUUGGUUGCAUCUAAGUGGUGGUAGAAACCAACCACGCACAUUUGUCCUAUUGUUAUGAAAGUUAAUUUCAUACGUCAGUGGAGUGUCAACAUAAGAGGUUUUCUCCCUCUUAGUAGGAGUUAACAACUUAACGCACACGUUACAUUUCAAAGGGACUGCAUACCAGGUGGAGCAGUUUUCUCACAGAGGGGAGGGGGAGUCUGCCUGACUUCUAUUUAAAACCCCACCCACGUUAUAGCGCGUAUCCUUUCAUCAGCCCAGUCUGAGAUCUGAUGGGAAACUCUCACCAGUCACGAUUCUGCCCUGACUUCCACAUCCCAUAUGGAACUUGGUGGGCAAGCCAGGAGGGCAGCGCAGGAACUUACUUUGGGCCAGUGAAGAUGCCUUCUGUGAAGUAUCAGAAAGGGGAGAUGGUGAUGGGCCGCUGGCCUGGCAGCAGCCUGUACUAUGAGGUCAAGGUGCUGCGAUAUGAUGCUAAAAGUCAACUUUACACCGUCAUCUACAAGGAUGGUACUGAGCUGGAGCUCAAGGAGCAAGACAUCAAGAGUGCUGCUGGUUUCCAGACCCGUUCUCGCUCCCGCUCUCGUUCUCGAUCACCAGGCCGCCGUCGUAGCCGGUCUCGCUCCCCAGCAAGGACCACACGGCGCUCAUCCUUCCGCACGGCGGCGGCUGUUGCUGCUGCAGCGAUUACAGAGAGUGCUCCGUCGUCCCGCAGGGAUGCAAAGCUGAAGGAUACGCUAGAAGUCAGGCUCAGUCCACUGCAGACAAAUGCAGCUGAGAACAAUAGCAACAAUAAGCACGAAAAGAAAGAAGAGAAUAACACUGCGACCAAAACGAAUGAGUCUGAGUCUAAGGAAGUGGCAGAGACUGAGAUGAACCAAGGCCGUUACAAUCUGCGCCGCAGGAAGGACGAUGGAAAUGCCCAGCCAGCUGAGGCGAAACCAGAGCAGCUGGAAGAGAAGGAUGUUAAGCUGGCUACAGCUCCUGCUGCCUCCUUCUCCACCCCUCUUGACUUUGGUGGAAAGAUAGGAGCAUACUUCUGGCUGCUCUUCCUUCCAGCCUGGGUUCUCUUUCUGGUACUGCAAGUAAACUUGGCGGACCCCAGCCUGACCAACUUCCCUCCUCCUCUGCCCCCUCUUGAAGCCUUCUUUGAUGCCCAGGCCCUUGCUUUUGUCAUACUCUGGUUCUUAUUCCAGGCCCUGCUCUACAUGCUGCCUGUUGGAAAGCUGAGCGAAGGCAUGCCACUGAGGUCUGGGGAGAGACUGAAGUACAGAACUAAUGGUUUCUUUGCCAUUGUGGUGAGUUCUCUAGCGGUAGCUGCUGCGGUGUACCAGGGUGUUGAUCUCACCUACAUCCACAGCCACUUCCUGCAGCUGGCUGUGGCCUCCUUCCUCAUCUCUGUCCUGCUUAGUGUCUACCUGUAUGUGCGCUCUCUCUAUGCUGUCCCGACACAGCUGGCACUGGGGGGAAACUCUGGCAAUGUGGUUUAUGACUUUUUCAAAGGACAUGAGCUCAAUCCCCGUAUCAAAGACUUUGAUUUGAAAUUCUUCUGUGAGAUGCGUCCUGGUCUGAUUGGCUGGUGUUUGAUCAACUUUGCAAUGGCGCUGGCUGAGAUGAAGCAGCAGGGUCUGGAUGCUCCGUCAUACUCCAUGAUCCUUGUGAACCUCUUCCAGCUUCUCUAUGUGGUGGAUGGCCUCUGGAAUGAGGAGGCCAUCCUGACCACCAUGGAUUUGAUGCAUGAUGGUUUUGGCUUCAUGUUGGCAUUUGGUGAUCUGGUGUGGGUUCCCUUUACUUACACUCUUCAAGCCUAUUACCUGGUCAGCCACCCCAACCCCCUGAGUGUCCCUGCCCUCGCAGCCAUCGUCGCACUCAAACUCACUGGCUUCUACAUUUUCAGAAAGUCCAACUCUGAAAAGAACGCUUUCAGGAGAAACCCAUCUGACCCCAAUCUGUCAUAUUUGAAGACCAUCCCCACAGCGACAGGAAAGAGUCUGCUUGUGUCUGGCUGGUGGGGUGUGGUCCGCCACCCUAACUACCUGGGAGACCUCAUAAUGGCUCUGGCCUGGUCCCUACCCUGUGGCUUCAGCCACCUCCUGCCAUGGUACUACAUGAUCUAUUUCAUCAUCCUGCUCGUGCACCGAGAUUCCCGAGACAUGAGCGAGUGCAGGAGGAAGUACGGCUCGGCAUGGGAAGAGUACUGCCGAACUGUUCGCUACAGGAUCAUUCCUCGCGUCUACUGAGGAACCAGGCACUGGACACUCCUGAGCUGAGGCCUUUUUUUGACCUAAUAUUAUGACUUUGAAGGCUCACAAAAGCCCAAAUAUGUAAGGAUUGACUGAUUUGUCUUUUAGGGGGUUUUGUUUGUUUGUUUGUUUUUUACUUCUUCUUCUUUUUUUUUCUUUUAAAAAACUUUUUAAAAUCUUGAUUGUGGACUGAUGGUGCUACAGUACUAUGAAUUUUUUGAUGAAGAACAAUAAGACAGUCAUUGGUAUCAUGGAUUGCAGGAAGAAUUGCCUUUUUAAACAGAAAAUACUCCAAUAUAUACUUUUUAAAAGUUUACAAAACAGGUGGGGAAAAAAAAACGCCUCUGCAAGGAAUGUCUUGUUAGGUUGUAUAUUUUUGUAUAUACAUAUUUGUUUUUAUACUUCAGGAAUUGCUCAUCACUUGCAUAAUGUUUGGUAAGUUUUACUCUUUGCUCCCAUAUUCAAAAUGUUAAAAUAUCAGCUUGGCUAUUAUAAUUUUGUAAGGAUGCCUUCCUACUAUACUUAUACUGCUUGUUUAUAUUGUGAAGGAUGGGUUUAAAACUUCUUUUAAAUUACCUGUACAGUAAAACUAGGACUCAUGUUCUUUCUCAGGACUCCGAAUGUUGUCAACACGUUGAAUUGGAAUAGUUUUGUCUGAAUAAUUUUGUUGUGUAUAAUUUUAUGUAGCUGUGUAGUUUAGACUUGAGAGUGUAAAAUGAGUUUGGUGGUUUCAAGAAAAAUGCACUAAUGUGUUAAAAGCAUUUUUCCCCUUA